Messenger RNA from Metarhizium robertsii ARSEF 23, 726 nucleotides. RefSeq lists its product as uncharacterized. Gene Ontology annotation, molecular function: monooxygenase activity; iron ion binding; heme binding. Bases 1 to 726 code for a protein of 241 amino acids. NCBI's taxonomy places the organism in Eukaryota, Fungi, Ascomycota, Sordariomycetes, Hypocreales, Clavicipitaceae. The record is from RefSeq and is a predicted model, not a curated record. The transcript is spliced from 3 exons.
AUGUCGCCACCAGGGCUUUCGCAGCAUGCUCACACGAGCACCACAACUUCGACGUCGGUCUUUGAACAUGUGAUUCUCGCAGAAGGAGGUCUACGAAAUCGAGAAUUUGAUAGAGGGCAGGGUGAGACUUCUAUGCAAUCGUCUCGACAAGUUCGCUCAAACCCGGAAAGAGAGGGCUACGACUGCCUAAAAAACGACGACUUCCAGAAGGACUUCAAGCGCAUACUUUUAAGUGCUGUCCAAACUGGCGCCUUCAUUCGACAGCUCCCUUGGGUUGUUGGGCUUGUACGCCGCAUCCCUCCAUGGGUUGUGGGAAGGAUCAGCAAAGAUUUUCUUGCGGUUCUGAACUGGGAGGGUGUUGUCCGCAGAAGAGUCGAGAGCUUUUUAAUCGAGAAGAGAAAAUUGAAUAACGAGGCCGCAACUGCUUCUGUUCUUACAAGAUUGCUAGACAAUGACCUGCCUGACGACGAGAAGUCUUUCCAGAGGCUGGUAGACGAGGGUAAAUCGCUGAUGGGCGUGGGCAGCAAGACAACCUCAUGGACGCUGACACUACUCAUCUAUCUUGCCCUUGUGCAACUAAAGCUGGCAGCAGCACUUCUCUUCACUCAGUAUAAUUUCGAAUUCGUCAAUACUACCGAGAAGGACGUCUUACCGGUUCGCGACUCCUUCAUCUCUCGACCCGUGGCUGAUUCCGACUGUGUCCGCGCCAAGAUUGUAAAGUUAUAG